Molecule: messenger RNA, 3356 nt
Organism: Centruroides sculpturatus (bark scorpion)
Lineage: Eukaryota; Metazoa; Arthropoda; Arachnida; Scorpiones; Buthidae
Product: RNA-binding protein MEX3B-like
Exons: 2
Coding region: 721-2172 (483 amino acids)
Molecular function (GO): RNA binding
Source: RefSeq, a predicted model, not a curated record
AUCUAAAAAUGCAAUCUUAACGAUUUAAAAGUACCAUAAAGAUUUUAAUGUUUUAAAACAAAUCUGUUCAGUGUCUAAACGCUUGUAAACACAGAACAUCCAUUUUCUCUCACAAAAACUAAAAAAUUCUUUCCUUUAAUGGCCAACUUUUAAAAAACCCUUCUUAUUCGCAAAUCACCUAAUUAUUUUAAAAAAUGGUAAAUUGUUCAAUUAAUUAAAAAAAACUUUCAUCCUUAACGAGACGGAGCCGAGAUAAAAAUCAUUCGCAACUUAUUUAAUUUAUAAUUAAAGAAAGAACGGUAAUAAAUAAAUAAAAUAAGAUAAAAAAGCGACCACGUUUCGAGUCGAACGCUAACAAAUCAAUUUCAAUUUUUCCGCAAACGCCAACUCCACCCUAAGGAAAAAAAACAAGAACCAAUUAAAAUCCAUCCGCCGGCUAAUCAGAGCCGAUAACCAAUAGAAGCGAGGCCGGUGUUAAAAUGACCAAUGAGCGGAGGAUCCGUCGUCACUGUGACGACACAAGUAUAUCCCGGGCCGAGGGAUGAUAAUUUUGGAGCAGUGCGGCGCGGAAGCUGUGCUGGUUUGCGGCACGGCUGCGGAUCCCGUUUGUAGAUUAGUUUGGUGUUAUAAAGGAAAAGAAGAAAAGAAAAAAAAUUUAUUUGUCUUUAUUUUUAUACAUUUAAAAAGUUUUUUAAUUUCAUUUUAUAAUUACGUCCUGUGAUGCCUGCUAGUCUGUUUACCGAUAUGGAUCAUCACGGGGGAGGUGUAGAAGAACAGAGAGCCUUACAGUUGGCGUUAGAACUGUCUCUGCUCGGUUUAACGGCGGAUAAUGACAUAUCCGCAAUAGGUAAUGGCUUCGACGUCGAAGUUCGCAACAAGAAGAGUCAGAACACGACGGAAUGUGUACCUGUACCCAGUUCGGAACAUGUGGCCGAGAUUGUAGGAAGACAAGGUUGCAAAAUAAAAGCUUUACGUGCCAAGACAAAUACUUACAUAAAAACUCCUGUACGAGGUGAAGAACCGGUGUUUGUCGUUACGGGAAAAAAGGAAGACGUGGCGGCAGCUAAGAAAGAGAUUCUUUCGGCUGCUGAGCAUUUUAGUCAGAUUCGAGCGCAACGUAAAAAUAAUAUGAACGGUUCGCUUGUUCCUGGGCCCAAUUCUAAUCUUCCGGGUCAAGAAACGAUCCAAGUAAGAGUUCCUUAUCGUGUGGUUGGCUUAGUAGUGGGUCCAAAGGGUGCUACAAUCAAAAGGAUUCAGCAACAGACCAAUACAUACAUUGUAACUCCAGGCAGAUACAAAGAACCUGUGUUUGAAGUUACAGGGAUGCCUGAUAAUGUUGAAAAUGCAAGAAAAGAAAUUGAAGCUCACAUUGCCAUGGUUACAGGUGGAAUGCUAGAUUCACAAGACUUAAAGGAUAUUUGUGUUAAUGACGUCGAUUACUCGUUCACAGUAAAUAUGAAUGCGGCAAAUGGAUUUAUUAAUUCUGUAUCAGAAUUAAAUUCCGGUUUUACCUAUGACAGCAAUAAUAUUCUUUCGGAACAUUUCCCAGACUUAUAUUCUUUUACACCUCCAUCUUCCAAUGAAUCUGUGAAGUUAACAGAUAUAUAUUCCCAUUCGGUAUUUGCAAAUGGUUUUACAAAUAAUUUUGGUUUUUAUGAUACUGACGAAUCUCAUAAUUAUGACUCUGUUGUUACCAUAUCUUCUAGUACAGCUUGGUCAGAAUUUGAUACUUCUCCAGACACAUUAUUCAGCACAGCAGCUUCUACAAGCACUAGCACAACAUUUAGUAACUUGAAUCAUUGCAGUGAUCCAGCUACAAUUCAGAGUUGUGAAGACGCUUCUCGCAUCCACACCGAUGCAAUGAAUGGCAGCAUAUCUUCUUUUCCAUCACUUUCAAAUGGAACAUCCGUGGGCACAAAUGAAAUUCUUAUCAAUAGUUUUCCUACAAAUUCUAGUGGUAGUUCUGAUAGCAACGCAAGCAGUCCUACUGAAGGAAGAAAAAUAAAGAGAGACUGUGUUGUAUGCUACGAAAGUGAAGUAGUGGCAGCACUCGUUCCCUGUGGUCACAAUAUGUUUUGUCUCGAAUGUGCCAAUCGUAUCUGUGAAAAGCCAGGCUCAGAAUGUCCAGUAUGUCGUCAGUUAGCAUCUCAGGCUAUCAGAAUCUAUUCUUAAAAUUUGUGCAUAAGGCACCUUUUUUUAUAUAGUUAUUAAUUAGUCUGUGAUUAUAUCACUUCUUUGAUUCAUUAUCACAUGACCAGUUUAGACUUUUUCCUAUUAGAGAACAUACCGCAAUAUGGCUUGACUUAGAAAUAGUCUUUAAAGACUUUUCAACAUUAUUAUAAAAAAUAUCUAAAAGUAUUAAAAAAAGUACAGAUGAUUUUAUUCUUUGAUGUAAAAUUUAUAAGUAAAAAAAAUUAUAUAUAUAUACUUCUUACUAAACAAAUUUUUGACAAAUGUAGUGAUUACCAAAAUGCACAUAGCUUGGUUGCUGUUUUAAAUCUUAAAUAAAAGUUGCUUUUUAAAAAUAUUCUAUUCAUGUUUUAGUCAGUUCCUACAUAUAUUCACUGUUGUGAUUUGUAUGGGGGCUUCUAUGCUUGAAAAUGUAAACUAUUAUAGAUUUUAGUAUUAUUUUAAUAUUGUUUAGUAAUGGUUAUUUUUAAUAUAUUUAUGUUGUUUGUAUAUGUAGGAACAAAUGUUAUUUUAUGCUAUAUUUUUCAAUGUUUAUUAUAAAACAGAGUUAACAUUAUUUUUCAUGUAAAAAAUGUGGAGGCAAGAACGAGUGUUUGUUGUCAAAUGUUAUUUUAUUGUAGUCUUCCAUUUUUUUUUUGUUUAUCUACAAACCUAUGCACAUGGGUUUUGCCAUAUUUCUUUAUCUGUUCUAUAUCAUUAUUUGCUGUGAUUUCCAUAAAACAUCUUUCUUAUGCAAUAAUUGGAGAGUGGAAAGAUACCAAUCUCCAGAUAUGCAAUUUCUUGUCAUUUUUAAGUAUGAAUUGAUAUUAUGAUGGACUUAGCGAUGUUUUGUGCUAGAUCUGACAUCAAAUGCUGUAAAAAAAUCAAAUUUAUUUCAGAAAUGCUCACACAUUUUACAAUAUCAGUAUUGCUACUAUUUAUAAAGAAUGCUAAUAUAAUGUUGCCUUAUUAGGAGAAUAUUUAUGUGAACAAUAACUCAUUCUUUAGCUUAAUAAUUUUAAUAAUUAUGACCAGUUGUGUAUUCUUGUAAACCAAGUCAUUUUCUUGGAGGAUACAGAGCUGCAAUAGAUUUACCAUAAAAGAAAAAACUUUAGUGUUUUCAAUUCUACAUACAAAUGGUUUAUAAAACUAUUUAAAAAAGAGAGAGAAAAAAAGGAAUUCCAAUU